Molecule: messenger RNA, 582 nt
Organism: Dissoconium aciculare CBS 342.82
Lineage: Eukaryota; Fungi; Ascomycota; Dothideomycetes; Mycosphaerellales; Dissoconiaceae
Exons: 1
Coding region: 1-582 (193 amino acids)
Source: RefSeq, a predicted model, not a curated record
AUGAUCCCUCGUCUCUUCGGCCUCGAUUCGAAUUGGAACGGCCCGACAGACGACAUCUGGUUCACCAGACAGAUCCGCGAGGGUCAACUCACAGCCUGGGCACUCACCGUCAAAUUUUGGCGCAUCGAAUUCGGUCUCCAGCGAGACGGCCAAACCUACAACGUCCAAUGCCGCUACCAACCCAAAUGGGACAAUGAAACCGUCUGGAGCCAGAACGGCCCCGGUCCCGGCUACGACGGCACCUGGACCACGCGAAUCGGGUGGACGCGCCUGGGUCGAUUGAAGAUCGAAUCGCAUUUCGACGACGCGCGGAGUUCUUUCCCACGCCGUCUAUCCUGGCUGCAGUGCCAGUCCCUCCUGCACGGAUUUGUCAACAGGAUCGUCGACCGCCCGGAUGUCGACUGGCGGUGGUUUGCGGACAAUGUCAAUCCGGCGUGUCGCGGCAUCGAGCAGUUACCGCCGCCGCCCGCGGCGCUGCAGAACCAUGUCUGGCAGGCGAACGCGCCGCAUGAGAAUAGCCCGGCGCAGAGGAGAAAGAAGUCAAAUAUGAUUGGUAUUUUGUAUACCGCAUCGUUUCGUUGA